CUUCCGUAGUUAAUAUCAUAGGUUGUAUUCUACACAAAAACACCGAAAGCCAAAUUGGCAAAUUGCAGGGAAAUUCCUAGCUUCAAAAUGACCAAAAUACCACAAUAAAGUUAAAAAAUUCUCAUAACAAUCGGAAAAAACGACGAAGGCCCCUGUCCCCAGUCCCCAGCACCAGUACAGUAGGCAGUAGGCACACUGGUUGCUGUUUCUUGCUCUGUUGUCCAUUUGCUUCUGGUUCUCUCCCAGAAUCAAAAGCGUCCCGAUCUGUUCUCUACCUCCAACGGUCACAUACUAAGCUCCCUCUUCGAGACCCUCCGAGAGCGCUCUCUCUCUUCAUAAAAAAAUCGAAGAAAACCUUGUCAAACGCCUCUAUUCCUUUACAGUUCACACUCUUUGGCUGGCUACAAGAUCCCUUUCAAUGGCUGCGACCUUUCGAUUUCGUGCUUCUCUUCUCGUCUCCCUCAUCCUCAUUACCACUCCAUCUCAGUGCCCCUCGUUCGCAUCGCCUUCGAACCCCAAUCUCGAAUCGAAGGCCGACAGCGGUGGCUCUGACGGUACCAAGUUCUGGUGCGCAGCUAAGAACAACGCCGAAGAUUCGACUUUGCAGACGGCGCUGGAUUGGGCUUGCGGAGCAGGAGGCGCCGAUUGCAGGGCUCUACAGCAAGGCGGUCCCUGUUACAAUCCCCAGGAUAUCCAGUCUAUGGCCUCCUACGCCUUCAACGAUUACGCCCUCAAGAACGGCUUGUCCAACACUACCUGCAAUUUCGGCAAUAGUGCCGCCAUCGUCACUCUCGAUCCAAGUAAAGGGAGCUGCGUAUUUCCGGCGAGCUCUACCGUGAUGAACUCAACCUUUACCGGAUCCCCGGGUUUUAUGGGAUUGGCCCCCACUGGAGCGGAUUUAAACGGCAGUGGGACUGUUGGUGGGAGAACCAGGGCUCUGAUCACCGUUGGUUUGAUCCUGGCGUCGAUACUUCUUUCUGUGAAAUAGUACUCGAUCAACUUUUUAUAGGAGAAGCAAAGAGAUUUAUAUUUUUUCUUUUUUUUUUUCCUUAAUGAUUGGACGAUUAUUUCGAUAUUUGAUGGUAUAGAGUACGGGUUUCCCCAAGAGACUAGAGUCUUUUGUAAUUUGUAAGGACAAUUUUACCUCAUAGUCUUUAUUGUAUGAACAGUUUUGCCUUAAUCUUAUUCUUUUA
Nelumbo nucifera (sacred lotus) is the source of this 1193-nucleotide messenger RNA. RefSeq names its product major pollen allergen Ole e 10-like. NCBI's taxonomy places the organism in Eukaryota, Viridiplantae, Streptophyta, Magnoliopsida, Proteales, Nelumbonaceae. The record is from RefSeq and is a predicted model, not a curated record.